GCACUGGAAGUUAUGAUACUCCAAACAUUAAAGCGUCUCGACGGGCCUACUCUUGUAACUUUUUUCGGGCCUUCUAUUCGUCAAAUUGUAAGAGAGGAGUUUGCAUUGGCACAACAGGAGCUUUUGACAAGCAAGAAAGAGAUCCCAGUAAACAAGGCAAGUACUUCAUCGGUUCUGAAAAAUUUAAAGACACAGUUCAGAACUAGGGUUUCCCAGCCAGUCUUCACUGGAAUGCCUCUUGUAGGAGAGAACAAGACACCCAUUGAAAUAGCCUUGGUUGAUGCUGACACUGAGCAGAUAGUGAAUACUGGGACUGAAUCUGCACUGAAACUGGAAAUAGUUGGUUGUCGGGUAGGUGAUGAUGAUUGCGAAAAACGAAGCUGGACAUUUGAAGAGCUCCAAAACAGUAUUCUUGGUGAAAAGAAAGGGAAGCGAAUCCUCCAAGGAGAUACUUGUGUGCAGCUAAAAGAAGGCAUUGGUUUUGUCGGUGAGAUUUCUUUUACUUUUAACUCAACACAUACCAAGAAUGGUUGGUACAAAUUAGGGGCAAUAGUUGGGGAUGCUGCUUUAAUGAAUGGAGUGGAAGUAGCAUGGACAGAAUCCUUUUUGGUGAAGGACCGGCGUGCAACCUAUUCUGUAAAACACCCCUGCCCAUCUUUAUUCGAUAAGGUGUGUCAUUUACAACAGAUCAGCUAUUGUGGUAAUCGCUAUAAACGUCUGAAAGAUGCAGGAGUGAAUACUGUGAAGGAUUUGCUGACUCUCCUCCACACAGAUCCAGAACGACUCAAAGAUACUCUUAAACCAAUAACUCCUAAGAGCUGGGAUGACAUUGUAAACCAUGCUCAGAAGUCCGAUGGUAUGUUUGUGUACCUUGAUCCAAGUAAUGAACGAAAUGGUGUGGUUCUUGAUGUCAAGCUACAAUUGAAAGGAUUAAUAGUAGAAUCUGAUCAGUACUUACUGGUUGACCAGCUAUCCAAUAAUCAAAAGGUAGAGGCUAAAAAAUUAAUAAAGUUUGCAUGCGAACACUUAGAAGUGCUCCUCCCUGUCAAAGAUGAGACCUCUCUCAUAGAACAUCUUCAGUCGGGCACCGGUUUCAGCUCAUUACCUUCCAACCAAAGUUUGGGGACUUCCAUGAUAAAUGAUACCUCUUCACGGGCCACUUGUUCAUUCCCCAGUCUCAUUGGAGCUCCAGACAAUUUGGAUAGCUCCAACUUGCACACGGGUGAAAGCACGAAUCAGGCACCUGCGGUAACCUCUCAAUCUGAACGGGGGAAAGAGAAGGCCCCUUUUGAUGAUGAAUUGAUUUAUUGUCCAGAUGACUAUCAGGAACAUUUUUGCUUUCAUCCAUCUGAUCUGGAGGGUCCAAACGAAAAUCAUGCACAUUAUCCUCCUACAGAGACAGGUACCAGUUUCAGCCCAUUACUAUCAUCCAAUCAAAGUUCAAUUGAUAGACCACGAAGACCUUCGGAGUGCAACAUUAUAGUAGCUUCCCAUAAGAAAAGGCGAUUUGAUUACCCACAGAUUGCAUAUUCUCCAGAGAUGGAUAUGCAGUAUUUAUUGGAAUCCUGGAUUUGUGACUCCAGUCAAGAUGUGGAUAUGCAGUAUUCUGGUAGAUGUGAUUUGGAGGUGGACCAGGCAUGUGCACUUGCUGGGUUUUCCCUUUCUUCCAUUGUUAAAGCUCAGAGGAGAUGGAAGAUUGUGUCGAGUGUCGUAGAAUGGUUCUCGCUCAUGUCAGAGAUACGCAAGAGAGAUGUCAUCAAACCCUGCAGCGAUGGAAACAUGGUGGGUGUAAUUGCUGCUGGAUUUAAUUAAACAUUGUCAUCGUGUGCAUAGGACCAGGUAGUUUUGUAAGAUGCAUAUGUAGUAGAUAGGGGUCUGGGUGAAAGGUCAUUAAUAAAGUUUGCAUACAGGUUCAGUACAAACAUGUAUGUAAUGUGCAUGUGUUUGGGUGCACUUGGUUACUAUGUAUUUUGUUGAGGUGUCUUUGGGUCCGGGUAUUCGUUUCCGUUAGCAUGUAUAGUUACAAGUACAACUAUUA
Molecule: messenger RNA, 2038 nt
Organism: Cynara cardunculus var. scolymus (artichoke)
Lineage: Eukaryota; Viridiplantae; Streptophyta; Magnoliopsida; Asterales; Asteraceae
Product: calmodulin-binding protein 60 A-like
Exons: 6
Coding region: 13-1812 (599 amino acids)
Biological process (GO): regulation of salicylic acid biosynthetic process
Cellular component (GO): nucleus
Molecular function (GO): calmodulin binding; DNA-binding transcription factor activity; sequence-specific DNA binding
Source: RefSeq, a predicted model, not a curated record